AUAUCAGGGUAAUAAGUAGUUUGCGCAGUGUUUUUUACUUUGCUCUGCGAAUAACUUAUGAAUUCCCAAAACAAUAAAUCUGGACAUCAUUUUUAUUAUAAUUUAGAGCAACAAAGAACGAGAAAACGUAAUUUUAAGCAAGGCUAGCAAAUCUACCGUGGAAGGGCUGAGAAGAUUUUGACAAAUGAAACUGAGUUAUUGAAAGAACCAAAGUGAAGAAGAGGAAGUGGAACUAAAAUUUUGAAGAAGAAGAAGAAGAAGAAGAAGAAGAAGAAGAAGAAGAAGAAGAAGAAGAAGAAGAAGAAGAAGAAGAAGAAGAAGAAGAAGAAGAAGAAGAAGAAGAAGAGGACUGAGAGGAAGCUUAAUUUGAACGGACGAAGCUGAGAAAAAGACGUAGAAAAUCUAAGCGAAGAUUACCUAAAAGGUGGUUUUAAACUAAUAAGUAGAACAAGAAGAAUUGGACAAGUAGACUAAACAAAAGAGGCUAUAAACAUCGGAGAAUUUGACAACUGAUCAACCACUUCUUCAGGAUCUUAACGAGCUCCAUUCCUGCCUCUUCAGGAGUUGGCAAGGACAGUAUCAGGAAGUUUACUUUUCAGACAUAUGACUGAUUGUAUGUUAAUAGGUCACUGAUCCAAACCAAUCCAUCUUUGCAGUAAUAUGCGGUAUAAUAGGGUAUAAUCAGUAUUAAAGAAACAUGCUAUACCACGCAAAAUUGAAUGCAGCCAAGUGAUAACAAAAGCUGGCCUCCCGAYUAAGUCUUCURUGGAAUGUUUAUGGAUUUGAACCUUACWCUACUGAUUUAUCUUUAUAUGGGAAAACACUAAGCAAAGAAAGGAUUCUACUUCUGAGUGAUGAUAUCAACAAGAUAACGUCUUGAAGUCCAAAUUACAUUUCGUCAAGCGAGUGAGACUGAUACUGCAUAGUGGGGAAGAGGUUGCUCUGGACGAACGACGCACAAAGGAAAGAAAGCAGUUGUUAUAAGAAGAGAAGGAUUGCUAUUCUUGUCAUUGUCCCACGGUUUUAUUGAUUCAAGAUGGCUGCAGAGGCUCGCUCGAUGUCAUUUACGAUUGAUAACAUYCUGAGGCCUGACAACACUGAUCUUGCCGUCGGCGAACAGCCUCACUCGACGUCACGGGCUUUGACGCUUGCUGAACGACUUGCAGAUAUCAUUCUCGAAGUGCAUUAUGGGUCAUCUCGAGCCAAGCAUCGACGCACGCGCACUGCAUUCACGCAUCAACAGCUACAGAUCCUUGAAGGAACAUUUGCCAAGACACACUAUCCUGAUGUUGUGAUGAGAGAACAAUUGGCUGCUUAUAUAAACAUCCCAGAAUCAAGAAUACAGGUAUGGUUUAAAAACAGAAGAGCUAAAUAUCGCAAGCAAGUCAAAGAAGGCGAAGACCCGUCUGUAAACAAAGGAUACGAGACAUCUUUCAUUCCUCUCGAUCCCACAUGGUUGAGCCGAGGAUGCCUGCCUCCGUCUCCUUCAUUUCUCAACAGUUUCCCGCCAAGCAUCCYGCCAUAUUCACACUAUCACGUUCCCUGGUCGAUCUGCCCUUACACCGGUUCAACCACGUGUUCGUGCGACAAUCCGUCCAAUUCAAACACAUCUUCUCAUUGGCMGAGAGCRUCAGUCUCUUUGAUGAACCAAUCACAAGGGKCUUAUUGUUCCCAGUCCUCUUUAAGUCAUCCUCGACACUCGGAGAUUGGGGAACAAUCCACGAAGAAGGAAUAUGGAAGCGAAAAGCAAAGCUUUUGAAUUUAUCAUAAAURSUUAACAUAAAAACAUUGCGUGAUAGCAGUUUACAUUCGGGCAGUCUGCUAYUUUUCACAGGGAUAAUAUAGUAAUAAUAUAGUAUAGCACGUUAAAAUGAACAAAUCAACAAUUUCUAAAAUAUUUGUAAAUAUGUGUGUGGAAUAACUCCCCAUAGCUAGAGCAUAUAUUCAUUCUGAUAAGUGUGGUUUUUCUUUGGAAUGGUUUUUGCUAAAUAUGCAUGGUUAAGCAAAACUGUACCUUGCUUCGUCUAAAUUGAGUCUCAUUAAGGAUUUGAAAGUACAAUUCAA
This is a messenger RNA of Exaiptasia diaphana, 2064 nucleotides long. RefSeq names its product diencephalon/mesencephalon homeobox protein 1-A. Bases 1037 to 1759 code for a protein of 240 amino acids. Gene Ontology annotation, biological process: regulation of transcription by RNA polymerase II. Gene Ontology annotation, molecular function: RNA polymerase II transcription regulatory region sequence-specific DNA binding; DNA-binding transcription factor activity, RNA polymerase II-specific. The transcript is spliced from 4 exons. The record is from RefSeq and is a predicted model, not a curated record. NCBI's taxonomy places the organism in Eukaryota, Metazoa, Cnidaria, Anthozoa, Actiniaria, Aiptasiidae.